Malania oleifera is the source of this 750-nucleotide messenger RNA. RefSeq names its product non-specific lipid-transfer protein 8-like. Gene Ontology annotation, biological process: lipid transport. NCBI's taxonomy places the organism in Eukaryota, Viridiplantae, Streptophyta, Magnoliopsida, Santalales, Ximeniaceae. The transcript has 2 exons. The record is from RefSeq and is a predicted model, not a curated record. Gene Ontology annotation, molecular function: lipid binding. Gene Ontology annotation, cellular component: membrane. Bases 159 to 515 code for a protein of 118 amino acids.
GCUUGUGAUGACCCCUACUUCAUCUCCUUCUUUCAUUCUUUCUUCCACUCAACCACGAACUCUCCAUGCAUUUAUAUAUAAAUAAUAUUAUAUAAACCCAGAAGACUUGCAUAUAUAUAGUCUGAUCAAUUCAAUUCCUGGCCAAGAAAUUAUCAACUAUGAGGAGUAUACCUGCAGUGGUGGUUGUGGCCGCGGCACUGGCUAUGGCGGCGACGCUGCUUCUGUCGUCGGAGGCGGCGAUUUCGUGCAGCGACGUCGUAAAGGACCUGAGGCCGUGCGUCAACUAUCUCCAGAAUGGGUCAGGGAAGCCGCCGCCCGCGUGCUGCGCGGGCGCCUCCACACUGGCGUCAGCGGCGUCGAGCUCGGAGAACAAGAAGGCAGCGUGCAGCUGCAUCAAAUCCGCAGCGCAACAAAUCAGCAUAAAAACCGACUUGGCGAAGGCCCUGCCUGGAAAUUGCGGAAUCAGCUUGCCUUUCACCGUUUCACCCAACGUGGAUUGCUCCAAGGUUGGUUGAAUGGUUAAAGUUUUGAAGCCGCCUACGGAAUUCUAAUUCUGAAGCAUUCUUAUGGUGAUUGGAUCCGCUCUUGUGAUCAUUUGCUCUGGUUUCCUUUAAUAAAGUGCUUUAUAUAUACAUUCAUAUGUAUAUGUUGGCGUUGUUGACAACAUGUGUUGUUGUAGUAAGACUGUUAGGCCUUUUAUAAUAAAAUAAUAAUUAUUUAAUAAUAUUAAUUGGAAUGACUUUCUUUUUA